AUGGAUGGUACCGCCCUCUUCCUCUCUGCCAAUUUCGACGAGCUUGAUAUUGGAUUCGGUAAAGACAAAAUCACGGGCACAUACAAGCCCGUUUGGUUAUACAGUUCUUUAGAAAUUGGCCUUGAAAACGCGAGGUUUUCGACUUUAACUACAUGCGAGGUUUUCGACUUUAACACCGACGCUUGGAGGUAUGUUUCUCCAGCCGCUCCCUAUCGGGUUUUUGGUAACUCCAAACCUAUUUGUAUAGAUGGGUCGCUUCAUUGGUUCAAUGACUGCGAGGAAACCAAAAUUCUAUCGUUCGAUCUGCACACCGAAACGUUUCAAGUGGUCUCUAAAGCUCCCUUUACAAAUGUAAACGCUUUUGAUAUUGUCAUGUGCAAUCUCGACAACCGCUUCUGCGUUUCCAAGAUGAACUGGCUGAUAUGGUCAUUCAAUUCAGGCAACAAGACAUGGCACAAAAUGUGUUCCAUUAAUCUGGAUGUAACUUCUUAUUGGUUUGGUAAUCACAUAGCUGCGGUCAUGCCACUAGCACUUUUUGAUGGGAAGAAGAAGAAGAAGAAGUUGUUGUUUUACUGUCGUAAGCGAAGUCGAACACUGAUGUUACGUGAUCCCGAAACCGAAUCAUAUCAUGUUACUUUCAAUCUCUAUUUCAUAAAUCUGAUUAUUGUCAAUGCAAUGGUGCAAGACAAACUAUAA
This is a messenger RNA of Arabidopsis lyrata subsp. lyrata, 696 nucleotides long. RefSeq names its product F-box/LRR-repeat/kelch-repeat protein At1g09650. Gene Ontology annotation, molecular function: protein binding. The record is from RefSeq and is a predicted model, not a curated record. NCBI's taxonomy places the organism in Eukaryota, Viridiplantae, Streptophyta, Magnoliopsida, Brassicales, Brassicaceae.